Molecule: messenger RNA, 1226 nt
Organism: Oncorhynchus mykiss (rainbow trout)
Lineage: Eukaryota; Metazoa; Chordata; Actinopteri; Salmoniformes; Salmonidae
Gene: lsm4
Product: LSM4 homolog, U6 small nuclear RNA and mRNA degradation associated
Biological process (GO): mRNA splicing, via spliceosome; nuclear-transcribed mRNA catabolic process
Molecular function (GO): RNA binding
Source: RefSeq, a predicted model, not a curated record
GGUGAGUCUGACGUAAUGACGCAUGGUAGAAACACAUUUUGGCGACAACUUCCGUCCAACGUAGUUAGCAUUAGCAAACAAAAUAAAAUACGUUCAGUUGACCGGAUAGUUUGUAAUAUAAUCUGUUAUAAUGCUACCUCUAUCUCUGCUGAAGACUGCACAGAACCACCCUAUGCUGGUGGAGUUGAAGAAUGGAGAGACGUACAACGGACACUUGGUCAGUUGUGACAACUGGAUGAAUAUCAACUUACGAGAAGUCAUCUGCACCUCGAGGGAUGGAGAUAAGUUUUGGAGGAUGCCCGAGUGUUACAUCAGAGGAAGCACCAUAAAGUACCUGCGUAUCCCUGAUGAAAUCAUCGACAUGGUAAAGGAGGAGGUGGUGUCCAAGGGCCGCGGGCGAGGAGGCAUGCAGCAGAACAAACAGCAGGGCAAGGGCCGAGGGGGAGGAGCAGGAGCAGGUAGAGGUGUAUUUGGAGGCCGUGGCCGCGGUAUGCCAGGAGUGGGCAGAGGCCAGCAGCAGCAGGAGAAGAAGCCUGGUGGUGGCAAACCUCAGGGAGUCAAGAACCAGCACUGAGACGAGGGACAGGCAGACAGGUCAGACGUAAGAGAGUGUAGUUUUCACAGAAUAAUAACUCAGUGGAGAUCAUCUCACACAACGUCUUGUAUAAUGGCCAUUACCGCUCCCUCUGUCCUUUGUUUCUAGUUGUGUGUUGUGUGAGUUUGAACUCCACUGUGAGAACUAUGAAUAGUCCGUUCAGGUCAGAAAAUGCAGGGUUUUGUAUUAUCUACAGAUUUCUUCCCCCCUACUUACAGUUUUUGUUAAGUUAUCAAUUUGGACCACCGCCAAAAACCUAUAAAUAUCGUCCAGAAGUUUGUUUUUAUUGUGGCUAGAGACAUUUACAUACAACUGAUUGUACCCAAUUGUUUUUUUUAUGUAUAUCCAAUUGUUUUCAACUUAAAGCACAUUUUAUGCCCUUGGAAUUUGAAAACUUAAGUUGAUUGGGGUAUGUGAGUGAAAAAUACGUAGUUGGUUAAAGAGUCCCAAUUGCGUGUUUCUAAAUGUUCUACUUUUGGAAUUUUAUUUGCAUUUUGUAACCCAAGAAAAUAACUUUAAUUUACUUACAUGAGAAUAAACAAUUUUAUGUUAUACACUGUACUUUAUGUAUGAAAGUAGAAAAAACGAAUUGAAUUGGUCUACAUACAGAAUUAAAAAGCCUUUUGUAACA